Molecule: messenger RNA, 1012 nt
Organism: Prorocentrum cordatum
Lineage: Eukaryota; Dinophyceae; Prorocentrales; Prorocentraceae
Source: the annotation of a GenBank genome assembly
UCACCAUGGCCACUCGUUUCCUCUGCACCGUGGAGGCCCCCAUUCACCAUAGGAUCGGAGACCCGAAAGGCCAACGUCGCCCCUGCCAUGGCCUUUUAGAUCCCGCCUUCCCAUCACGAUUUCUUUGAUAUCCCCCCAAAACACACACAUCUAUAUUAAGACAUACAGAUAUACAUCUUGCUGAAACAUCGAGGACCAGGACAUUACGGGGAAACAGGAGCUGAAGGAGGAACACCGGGAGCAGGAGAUCAAGGAGCACAUGGCCAGGCCAGACGUCGACGAGAGGAGCACUACCGUCGUGCUGCGGUCUUUGAACAACGCCACUCGGGUCUUCAGAAAUGACGUCAGCUUGACCAUGAACAGGCUGGACGAGGAGAUGCAGGGCAAUGUCGACUUUUCGAAGAUAGCCCCGUACGCUAGCGGGGUCCGCACCAAGAAGAUGUGGCAGGAGACCGGGGACUGGAACGACAGCAUGUGGUCCUGCAGCCAGAGUGUCGGCCUCAUCAGCGACAUUCCAACGUGCAAGGACCUUCUAACGGGCAUAGUGGCAGAAGCCGAAGCCCAAUUGACCCUCUCGGCCGCCUGCGUGGCAGCGCCUUCCAGGCUCUGAUCCUGCUGGUGUCCGCUGGCUUGUCCGAACGAAUCCGCUCACGCGCGUGCAGGGCAGAGGGAGGAAUAGCGGAGGAGGUCGGGGAAGCAGCAGGAGUAGCUGGCUGAGGAGGAGCAGCAGGCCCAGAGGUGUUGGAUUGUAGCGUUCCGUGUGGGUGAGCAGGAUGGGCCAUCUGCCAGAACUGUGAUUUAGGAAUUCCAGCGGAGCCCGUGGUUCGCCCCACGGGUUCCAGGGCAGAGGGCGGCGGCGGCAGCUGCAGCUGCCUCUGCGGAACCCAGAACCAACGAUCUUGCUCAUGAUGUGUCGCUACUAGUCCUAGGAGAUUGCGGAGCUUAUUCCCGUGUGCUACGUCGUGAAUCAUUGUUUUCCGCGUCGUGCCUCCAUCUACUCACUCUUCCUCCC